CACAGACUGCUCACACACCGGGCAGCAAGCAUGGCACUGCCUAAGAAGAGAAGGCACGACAGGACUGAGCAGGACAGUGAGUACUUCCAGUGUUACUCAGACAUCACUGUCCAUGAGGAGAUGCUCUCGGACACCGUGCGCACACAUGCCUAUAGGCUGGCGAUUUCCCGCAAUCAUAAUGCCUUACUUGGCAAAACUGUGCUGGAUGUGGGUGCUGGUACUGGCAUCCUGAGUAUUUUCUGUGCCCAGGCUGGAGCCAGUAAAGUGUAUGCAGUGGAAGCCAGCGCCGUGUCCCAGCUGGCAUCCCAGGUGGUAAAGGAGAACAAGCUGGAUGGGCAAGUGGAAGUGAUCCAGAGUGCAGUGGAGGAGGCGGAGGUACCUGGGCAGGUGGAUGCCAUCGUCAGCGAAUGGAUGGGCUACGGUCUCAUGUACGAGUCCAUGCUGAGCUCCGUUCUGUAUGCCCGGGAUAGGUGGCUGAAGCCUGGGGGGCUCAUUUUUCCUUCCUGCGCUAAUAUGUUCAUAGCCCCGGUCAAUGACGCCACCGUGGAGAGCCGCUUGGACUUCUGGAGCGAAGUGAAAGACAUGUAUGGCGUUGGCAUGACUUGCGUACAGUCUUUUGCCAGGAAAUGUAUCAUGGGUAAAGAUAUGGCUGUCUGCUCGGUGUACCCUGAGCAUGUGCUCUCUCACCCUGUCAAGUUUGCCACCUUAGAUCUCAGCAGUGCCACCUUGGAGGACAUUGGAAACAUUACUGGUUCCUUCCAGUUCUGCUGUUUCGGCUCCUCUUUAAUGCAUGGAUUUGCCAUCUGGUUUUCAGUCUUAUUUCCAGGAGAAAAUGGUAUCGUUCUGUCUACGUCGCCAUAUGGCGAAGAAACGCAUUGGAAGCAAACGAUCCUAUACCUUGACGAAGAGCUUCAAGUAGAACAGGACACAAAUGUCAGGGGGGACAUCAAGAUGUCACCUUCACAGAGCAACUCCAGGCACCUAAGUGUUACCCUCAGCUACUCCAUUGGAGACGGAAUCUGCAGGACUAAGAUUUUCCAGAUGGGGAACUGAUGCAGGAGAUAUUUACAUUUCGUUUUAUCAUUCUUGUAAAGUAAAGCAUAUUAAAUAUG
Molecule: messenger RNA, 1112 nt
Organism: Bufo bufo (common toad)
Lineage: Eukaryota; Metazoa; Chordata; Amphibia; Anura; Bufonidae
Gene: PRMT6
Product: protein arginine methyltransferase 6
Exons: 1
Coding region: 31-1053 (340 amino acids)
Biological process (GO): peptidyl-arginine methylation
Molecular function (GO): protein-arginine N-methyltransferase activity
Source: RefSeq, a predicted model, not a curated record